AUGCCGGAGAAGGGUCACGGGAUCCCUUUGAGAAACUCCCGUAAUAAGUGGCUAUCGCGACUUUUACGAUGGUCAGUUUCCUCCAUUUGCUGGACCUCUUAUAUCAUUUAUCGCGGCUGGGUGGUUGGGCAAAUAAAGUUCGAUCCGAGAGAAGGGAAAAUGAUCAUACACCCUAGGAAUAUUUGGACGAAGCGGGUUGCUCUGCUCGUUAAGAUAUUCGCACUGGUCUGUGAUUAUUCUAUCAUAGCAUAUUUAAUUAUGGCGUUUAUUCCGAUGUUUAUAACACCAGAAGAAUCCCUUUUCGAUAACCUCAUAGACGCAAUUGGAGUGCAAAUAUCGCUUUGGAACACCGGUCGUCUUUAUUACUGGCUGAAUAGCCUAUCCUGGAAUCGCUCCUUUGUGAAUCGCGUGAAUGACGUAAUUCGAGUGGACGCUCAUUUGAAAUCAAUCUUGGGUCCACCCACCUUGGAAGGUAUCUCGCUGUUGAUUCUGUAUGUAUUGCACUUGCAAUUUGCUCUGCUGCAGACCUUCAAUCAUCCUUAUAUAAUGGUGAUACUGAACACCCUGCUGCUGGAGUUAGUUUGCAAUGCCUAUGUGGCUUACCAGAUGCUGCUGCUCUCUUGGAUCGCUGCUAUUAAUCGAUUUCUGAAGGACUUCCAACAGGAGCAGCAGCCAAACAGAAAGCAACGCAAGAAGCUCCUUCGGCUGCUGCGGGUAUAUGCCAAAAUCAGCAAUGUCCACCAGGACAUCAAAUUACUCUGGCUUCCAGUGGCAAGCAUGCUUUUCUCGAAUAUUGUGGAGCUGGUGGAUAAUUGGUCUUCCAUUAUCGGAUGCUUGUUUUUCCACCACCUGAAUGUGAUGGAGAAAUGGAGCAUCAUUUUCUGGAAAUAUCUGGGCGGUGCACUGGCACCCUUGUUGAGGAUUCUACUCAUUGGUCUGUUCAAUGACCGAUUGGUCCAAGUGCAGGGCUUUCUUAAUUUUCAGCUUCUGUUAAUCGACCUAAGACAUGAAAAAACUAAACAGCAGGAUAUGAGCUUUACCAGUGAGCUCAAAAAUCUGCAAACCUGUUUCGAUCUCCAGCUCAGGGCACAGCCCAUUAGAAAUCAGAUUAUGAGUGUUAAUCAGGUGUGCGGACGUCCUUUCGUCCUGAAUUUCUUCUUCUGUACAGUGCUGAAUUCCAUUAGCUGCGUUCAGUAUAUUAUGGCAAAUGGCCAUAAACUAUUAUAA
This is a messenger RNA of Drosophila teissieri, 1227 nucleotides long. RefSeq lists its product as uncharacterized. The record is from RefSeq and is a predicted model, not a curated record. The coding region runs from base 1 to 1227 and encodes 408 amino acids. The transcript is spliced from 3 exons. NCBI's taxonomy places the organism in Eukaryota, Metazoa, Arthropoda, Insecta, Diptera, Drosophilidae.